Anopheles funestus (African malaria mosquito) is the source of this 5472-nucleotide messenger RNA. RefSeq lists its product as uncharacterized. The transcript has 3 exons. The record is from RefSeq and is a predicted model, not a curated record. Lineage: Eukaryota; Metazoa; Arthropoda; Insecta; Diptera; Culicidae. The coding region runs from base 1484 to 3817 and encodes 777 amino acids. Gene Ontology annotation, molecular function: transcription cis-regulatory region binding; DNA-binding transcription factor activity, RNA polymerase II-specific. Gene Ontology annotation, biological process: regulation of transcription by RNA polymerase II.
UUUCAUAUGUAUUCAAAAAAAAUGUUAUGUGAAAAAUGGUCAUUUUCACCACACUGCACCACAACUCCUUUUUUUUAUGCGUAAAACAUAAUUUCGUAUCACAAUUACUCUCCAAACUCUCCAACCCAUUGUCACGAUACACCCUGUACUGAAGAAAAAAUCUGUUUUCAAACAAAACGUAGUGGUGUGCGUGAAACAAACGCAGCCGACGCACGCACACAUAUGCACCCAACCGACACAUUUUAAAUGACACAAUCAACUCACUGACACGGUUGGCUCCGGUUUGGUUUUUCCCUCGCAAAUUUUUCAACACCAGAUUUAUCGUAUUUCCAGUGAAUCCCGUGCCCGGCAAAUAUUUGUACACCUCAGUUUAGCCAGUGUGCCAUCGUUAGUGACAAGGUUCGUGCCAGUGUUAUGUCCCUGCACGGUGUAAAAUUCGUUUUGCCGGUUUCACUCAAUUUGCUCCAGUGAGAACGACACAGCAGACGGCCAUUUUGAACGGCGGCUCACUGUUUCUUUGUUUCACGGAACCAGUGAGCGAACGGGUUCACAUUGCAUGCGAGUGGUACCGUCGCGGUUUGGCGGAGUUUUGUUGCUAAACAAUUAUCGCUCAUCUUGUGUGUGAUGACAGAUUUCGUGUAACGGUAGUGUCGGUGGUUUCAAAGCGGGUGAAAAACAAUAGAUCAUUGUAGUGAUAAUUGUAUGGCCCGAAGUGAGAGGAAAAAUUCCGCCAAAAGUCUCAUCCGAGCGAACAGUGAAGACGGUACAACACCAACACAUAGAUCGGCGCUCGUACGUGUGUGUGUGAGAGUGUGCGUGAAGCAGACGUCGUAGAAGAGAAAGAGACGGCGAACGGUCGUUCGUGGUCUGGAGUCGGUACGAACACGCAUCGACGUUUAGUUACUGACGAGAGCGUGCGAAGAUCAGUCUGUAGCAGCGCGCGAACGAACAGUUGGUGAAAAGGAACCGUUCAAAGAAUUUAUUCUGUUUUCUUUUUGUUUAUAACUGCCUAGUUCUAUCGUUUCGGGUCGGUGUUGUUUCUGUUUUCUUCGUUCGGUUUUUUUUGUGCACCGUUUCUUCUUACCCCGCUCGGGCCCCCAUAAUAAGUGUGUGAAUUGUCCCUGUUUCCGGUUGCCGGGAACGGUUUUGUUUAUCUUUCGGUGCUUCGAGUUUGGAAACGUAUCACGCUCAAAGGCGGCUACCUAACCGAUCCAGAUGCGUACAAACGUGACACGGUACGCAUUGUUCAGUGAAGCAGCGAUGGAAAGAACAACUCGUCGUUAGCUUACGAAUUAUUCUUGUGCACGAAUUUCGAUCCACCGGUGUCACGCACGGGUUGGACCCCCGACAUCGGCCUCAUUGUGUGUCGCGUUGUGUUAAAGUGUAAUUGUUUUGUCUCAUAGCGGUAACGUAAACGAGUACAAAGCUGCAAGAAUUUUUAAAAGGAAAAUACCAGAAACGUUAAAUAAAAAAGGGCUUCAAAAUGUACGACCUGGAGGAUACGACCAGCGGAUUCCACGACGUGCUGAGCAAAUACGGUAACUCAAUGUCCACAAUGUCGGACCUGUACAUCACCGACUCGAUGCAGGAUAUGCUCGAUAUCGACAUCAAAUCGGAGGUGACGACGGUGGUGGGCGGUGUCAAUGAGUUUGUGUCGCUGAUGAACUACGAUCUACCCUCACUCGAGCUGGACUCCAACUCACUCGAUGGGGAUAGUUUCUUCAGCAGCACGCUCGGUAUGGCCAGCAACGAUCUCUACCCGGAGGUGGGAACCUGUGCCAAUCCGAACAACGUAAUGCCCGUCCUGUCGUCCACCGCGAUGCCCUUCCCGACCGGCAGCAUCCUGUCGGGUUCGUCCGGAUCCUCGUCGACGAUGAGUGCCCUGGUCGCGGCCCAAUCGCUACUCAAGUCGCCGAAACAGAACAUUAACCUCAACACGACCGUGCACGGUGCGGCCGGUACGAAUCCAACACUGCCCAGCCCCAAGGAACGGAAAAGCCAUCUUACCUUUUCGCCCAACACGAUCAAAGUGUCGACGGUGCAGGAACCGAAGAAGAUCUCCAGUCUGGCACAGAUUACACGAGUAAGCACCGGUACCGGUGGUACCAUCUCCUGCACGACAUCCCUUGCCCCGUCGACACCGGUUGACAACGUGCGCAAGGAUCUGACCGCACAGAUGACGCUGAAGGAGGAAACGAUCAUCGUACGCAACGGUGUGGUAGCGAAGAGUGCGAGCGAUCACUUUAUGGCAAGCGGGAAUAAUGUAACGAUCGGUGAAACGACCGUCGUACACCGGACAACUUCGACCGGCACGCCGGGCCUGGGUGUGGGACUGGGUAAGGGUAAUACCGUCAAGUUGGCGCACGGCAUCGGAGCGCUCACGUUUGCCAACAGCGUACCGUACAAGAACAUAAAGAGCGUACAGAAGGUUAGCAACGGCAUGGGCCUGAACAAUGGUGCUGCCAGUCCGAAAACGUUUAACCGUAGCAUAAUCAUGGAACAGGUGGCAAAUGGUAAACCGGGCAGUGGCAUCGUCACCGUAACGCAUGGUGGCUCUCCGACGACAAUGAUCGCGAGACAGAUGCAGCGCGCAAUGACACCGACCGGGCCGAAGCAGAAACCGAUCAAGUCGGCUGGAGGAGUGCAGGGAGGCGGUGAAAGUGAAUUCCCCAAACCGGCCUAUUCCUACUCGUGUCUGAUCGCGAUGGCGUUGAAAAACUCUCGCUCCGGUUCACUUCCGGUGUCGGAGAUCUACAGCUUCAUGUGUGAACAUUUCCCAUACUUCAAGACGGCCCCGACCGGCUGGAAGAACUCCGUCCGGCACAAUCUAUCGCUGAACAAGUGUUUCGAGAAGAUCGAAAAGCCAGCAAUGAACGGAGGCCAACGGAAGGGUUGUCUUUGGGCGAUGAACCCAGCGAAAAUAGUGAAGAUGGACGAGGAGGUCCAGAAGUGGUCCCGGAAGGAUCCGCUGGCUAUACGCCGGGCAAUGGUUCACCCGGAACAUCUGGAAGCACUCGAACGGGGUGAAAUGAAGCACGGUUCAACCGGUGACGAUGAUCUGGACGUGGAGGAAGAUCUCGAAAGCGAUGGUGGACCGUCCGAUGUGGAUGCGGAAGAGGUGGACGAGGAGGUGGUGGAUCCGGAGGAGGAAGAUGACGAGGAGGAGGAAGAGGAAGAGGAUGAUGUGGAGUUGAUCGAGCCGCAGCAGGAAACGAUCGAUGUCGAUGCGGAAAGCUUCAUCAUCAAUACGCCGGAAUCGUUGAUCGACGGUGACGAGGACGGUGGUGAUCCGGUUGAUUUCGAACUAGAGGUUCCCGACUUCUAUGAAAAUAUUAACGUAGAUUCUAAGGACAGUACGCUUGCGCUAGAGUUCACCCAGCAGGAUCUUCUAUCGCUGGAAGAUGAAGAUGAAUCGCUUUACAUUAAUCAACUACAGCAACAGACACGGCUUGGAGCGGUAAGUGUGCCGCAACACCAGCAGGCGCAGCUAGUGCAACAAACGCAGCUGGUAAACCAUCAUCACCAUCAACAUCACCGUCAGCAACUGCAACAACCGCCAAUGAAACGUGCACGGCUCGACAUUAACUAUUCCAUAUCGCCCGCCUCAAAUGGUACUGCCAGCCUGGUAAAUGUUAUUUCCACCCGCCAACCAACGGUAGUGCACGGUAGUGGCAACAACUCAGUCACCGUGACACCGGUCAACGGUGGCAACGGUGUAAUGAGCUUUCAGCAACACUUUCAACAGCAGCAAUUACGGCAACAACAUCAGCAGGGAACGAUCCGGCGGAAGGUACCGAUCAUAACACGGUUGGCUUAAUCGAACACAGACGCACACACACACACACUAACUGACUAAUGUGAUGCCAACUAACCACACAACAAUAAUGGGGUAAGUUGCACUCAACCAUCCCAAUGCUGUAAAGUGAUAUCGUACGACACACGAAGAUCGUGUUGCUACACAGAAUAACACUGAGUUCUCGGACACGUGUCAGGAAUCAAAAGUGGUGUUGUGUUCGGUUUGCGUUAAGCCAAUAAUGAUCUUUCUUUAGUAUUUAGUGUAUUACUGUUACUUUUAAAAGCAAAGUUAAUACCGGUCGCCCUGCAUAAAAACAAAGCAAAAAAAAAAAAACGAUCGCAAAAAAUGGAAGCUAAUUCACAAACCGAUUUAGAAUUAAUAGUGCUGCGUCCCACUUAGUGUGAUCCUCAUUAUCAUCGUUUUGCGUUGUUUCAACAAUCGUUUAUACCCCUUGUACAACAAAGAAUGUACAGUAGUAGUAAUAGUAAUAGUAGUAAUACUAGUUAGGAGCUAAGAUAAAGAAAGGGACACAACAAUACAAAACGAUCAUCGUCAUCAGUUUUAUCCUUUCGUUUUACUACAAAACUCACCAACACUACUCCGGUGUGCGUAAAGUAAUUGUUUAUUACAACAACAAAACAAAAAUGGAGAAGCAACCAACAAAAACACAAAACAAUACAAAUUCACUGCCAGUAAUGAGAUGCUGUAACUGGUCACGUUUCGAAGCGUUAAAAAGUGCCGACAUAAACUAAAAACACCACAAAUUCUUCAAACAAAAAAAGAAGAAACUCCUCUUACACAGCCGGUUGUCGUUUUUCAAGUGCUGAUGAAGGCAAAAAAGCAAUAGAGAAAGCAAUCAGAAAACACACAAACUUAAUUACAAAAGCAAAACAGAACGAUUGAAUGCAACUGGAAAGGAAAAGGAAAGUAAUGUAUAGCUACUAGACGAAGAUGUUCGAUUACUACCGUUUAGCUCUGUUGUAAGUUGUUCAGAACUAAGUGUCACUAAUCGUCAAAUGAAAAAAGGGGUUCGUCGUUCACUUGCAAAACCACACACAAAAACUCCGAUACAAAUCGUAUACCUGAUCGCAAAAAUGUACGUACAAUCGCGCUUCUUGCAUUAUACUCUUAAUACAAAUACUGUGUAAAAAGCACACACACGCUUUUCGUUUUCUCGUUUGUUGUUAUCUUUAGGGGAUUCAGAAUGAUAAGAAGCUAGAGGGGGGGAAAAACAGAGGUAAUGAAUUUUUCUUUUGUUUUUUGUUCUUUCCCCCCAAAAAAAUAAUGUCUAAUGUGUGGUACGUCUAAAUACAAAAUUGCCAGAACAGUAUUUACCCGAAACACGGAUGAACGGUGGUUAUUAGCGGUGAUCGAAGCCGUGAAGGAAUUGAUUUUACACUUCAAUUUUAAAUUGCAAUGAUUUUCUUGAGUUUUGUUUUUCUGAUGAGCGUGUUUUUUUCUUACUUUUUAUUUUAUAUUUCCUGUUAUUGUGUGCUCAUCCAACGGCUAAACUCAAGGGCGCAACACCUUAGCGAUCGGGGUGAAUCUAAGCGUUUAAAAAUUGAAAUGGAAAAUCAAUCUAUGAAAUUGAUAUACAUGUGCUACUUUUAGGGAAAGGGAGAGACAGAAAGAGAAAGAGAGAGAGAGAGAGAGAGAGAGAGAGAGAGAGAGAGCGA